Molecule: messenger RNA, 1791 nt
Organism: Cornus florida
Lineage: Eukaryota; Viridiplantae; Streptophyta; Magnoliopsida; Cornales; Cornaceae
Product: NADH dehydrogenase [ubiquinone] 1 alpha subcomplex subunit 9, mitochondrial
Exons: 12
Coding region: 83-1282 (399 amino acids)
Cellular component (GO): mitochondrion
Molecular function (GO): protein-containing complex binding
Source: RefSeq, a predicted model, not a curated record
ACACGCGCGAGUUAGAACUUUCUCCUUCUGCACCAUCGUUCCCAAUUUGCUGGCCUUUCUUUCUCUCUCUAGACCGAGCAGGAUGCAGGCCAUUUCCAGGCGAUUAGGGCACCAAUCUUUCAAGUCCAAUGCUGCAAUUUCCUCCUUUAAAUCCAUCUACCCACUCUACGAUCAAUGUUAUGGUGCUGAUCAUCCGCGGUACGCAUCUACCCUCACCACCAAAGGCGUGGGACAUCUAGUUCGCAAAGGCACAGGUGGAAGAUCAUCCGUUAGUGGCAUUAUUGCUACAGUGUUUGGAGCUACUGGGUUUCUUGGGCGUUAUGUUGUGCAACAGCUUGCUAAAAUGGGGACUCAAGUGUUGGUUCCUUUCCGAGGUUCUGAGGAUUCUCAUCGUCAUCUAAAAUUGAUGGGUGAUUUAGGACAGAUAGUUCCAAUGAAAUACAACCCAAGAGAUGAAAAUUCAAUCAAGGCAGUAAUGGCAAAGGCUAAUGUUGUCAUCAAUCUGAUCGGAAGGGAAUAUGAGACUAGAAAUUAUAGCUUUGAGGAGGUGAAUUAUCAUAUGGCUGAACAACUUGCAAUGAUUGCCAACGAACAUGGUGGUAUCAUGAGAUUUAUACAAGUUUCUUGCUUAGGUUCAUCUCCAUCAUCUCCAUCCAGAAUGCUAAGAGCUAAAGCUGCUGCUGAGGAAGCUAUUUUGCGAGAAAUACCUGAGGCCACAAUAAUGAAACCGGCAGUGAUGGUAGGUACAGAAGAUCGGAUUUUAAAUCCGUGGGCACAUUUUGUUAAAAAAUAUAGCUUCCUUCCACUUAUUGGGGGUGGAUCUACCAAAAUUCAACCUGUGUAUGUUGUUGAUGUUGCUGCUGCAAUCAUUGCGGCCUUAAAAGAUGAUGGCACAAGCAUGGGAAAAGUAUAUGAACUCGGUGGACCAGAUGUCUUUACUUUGCAUCAACUGGGAGAGCUUAUGUACGACAUGAUCCGUGAAUGGCCUCACUAUGUGAAAGUUCCUUUCCCUAUAGCUAAGGCGAUUUCAACGCCCCGAGAAAUAUUGCUCAACAAAGUUCCCUUUCCGUUACCUACUCCUAGCAUGUUCAAUCUGGAUAUGAUCAACGCCCUUGCUACAGAUACAGUUGUGUCAGCAGAUGCUCUAACUUUUGCUGAUCUGGGAAUUGUGCCUCGUAAGCUGAAGGGAUAUCCUGUCGAGUUUCUUAUCUCAUAUCGUAAGGGUGGGCCAAAUUAUGGUUCUACUGUCAGUGAAAGAGUUUCUCCAGAGUCAUAUCCAUAAGAUUCUUUGGGUCUUUAAUUUUGAAUGUUCUAUCCGAAAUUGACACCCAACUGGAAGCGUAUGUAUUGCACACUACGAAGAUUCCGAGUACAGAACUUGAAUGUCAUAUUCUUGACAAAGAGUGUGUAAUUACCAUUUAUGUCAGUAAUUGAGUUUUAAUAAUGUUUUGGAUCUGUUAUGCAACAGAAAUAACAAUUGUAGGUUUUUGUGUUAACCAAUUUAGUUUUCAAACUAUUGGUUUUCAGAGGGUGCCUGUUUUCGUUGAGAAGAGUAAGAAAGAAUAAAGACAUGAAGAGUUACUUCAAUAAUAACAUUAUUGUAUAACUCUGAAAAAUAUUCUGUUCUCGUUGUUCGAGAAAAGAUGCAAGUGGUUUGUUUUGGAUGGUUCUCAAGUCUUGAUUUUAGUACUUGUAGGGGAACCAAUUGUAUUUGUUUCCAUGACUUGUCCGCAUUUGUAUUAUUUCUAUUUGGUAACGUGAAAUAUAAUAUCUCGCCCUUUUUAUUGAUUA